Messenger RNA from Cololabis saira (Pacific saury), 2049 nucleotides. RefSeq names its product sirtuin 3 (gene sirt3). Bases 166 to 1197 code for a protein of 343 amino acids. Gene Ontology annotation, molecular function: histone deacetylase activity, NAD-dependent; NAD+ binding. NCBI's taxonomy places the organism in Eukaryota, Metazoa, Chordata, Actinopteri, Beloniformes, Belonidae. The transcript has 8 exons. The record is from RefSeq and is a predicted model, not a curated record.
CAUUAUAGCCUUGUUUGAAGUCACUUUACGGUCGUCAAGUCGAGAAGAUAAAAAUAACAAAUAAACUGUUAAUUGUAAAUGUUUUAAUGGACCGACGGCUCAUGUAAAUGUUGGUAAUUAUGCUUGUGUUUUAGCAGGCCUCUAUGCGGCGGCCCCAGUAGAGUUAUGUCUCCGUCAGUGAUGUUAUUGUCUCCUGUCAGACUGCUGUCAGGACCAGUCAGGAAACUCUCCAGAGGCUUUAGUCACAUCAGCUCGUGUCCAGCUGAAGGUGCAGCAGUUUUGUUCAGACAGACGAAGUUUCCUCGGUGUAAUGGGACCAGAAGUCUCUUCUCCGGAGGCGGUGGCGCGUCCGAGGAGCAGCAGACUCUGGAGGACAUCGCUAAGAACAUCCGAGAGCAGACGUUCAAGAAGGUGGUGGUGAUGGCCGGAGCUGGCAUCAGCACUCCCAGCGGCAUCCCAGACUUCAGGUCUCCAGGCAGCGGUCUCUAUGACAACCUGCAGCAGUACAACCUGCCGUAUGCUGAAGCCAUAUUUGAGAUCAACUAUUUCCACCAUAACCCCAAUCCCUUCUUCGCCCUGGCCAAAGAGCUGUAUCCUGGAAACUACCAGCCCAACCUGACUCACUACUUUGUACGUCUGCUUCACCAGAAGAAGCAGCUCCUCCGGAUGUACACGCAGAACAUCGACGGGCUGGAGCGACUGGCAGGGAUUCCUCCGGAGAUGCUGGUGGAGGCCCACGGUACGUUCGCCACCGCCACCUGCACCUCCUGCCUGCGGAAGUAUGACGGCGGGGACCUCCGACCAGCGGUGAUGAGCGGGGAGAUCCCUACAUGUCCCACUUGUAAGGGUGUGGUGAAGCCGGACAUCGUGUUUUUUGGGGAGGAGCUUCCACGGCACUUCCUGAAGUACCUGACAGACUUCCCACUGGCGGACCUGCUGAUCGUCAUGGGGACCUCUCUGGAGGUGGAGCCGUUCGCCAGCUUGGCAGGAGCCGUGCGCGGUUCUGUUCCCCGUCUGCUCAUCAACAGGGACCUGGUGGGGCCGUUCUCCUGGCGCCGCCGGCCGCAUGACGUGGUGCAGCUGGGCGACGUGGUCAGCGGCGUGCAGGCUCUGGUCCACGCCCUCGGCUGGACCCACGAGCUGGACGCUCUCGUGGCGGCCGGCGCUGACAAAACGGUAAAUAAAACGGAAGAGUGACAGGACAUCGCUUCCUCACAGAUGGACCUUUGAAUUUAAACUGCACUUGAUCUCUAAAAAAUGAAGCAGAGUCGAGGAGAUUUCCUGCGUGUGGACUGGGAUCACUGGUCAGUGGACGCUAAAAACUGGUAAAUAACAAACAUCUGCACAGGAAAUACGUUAUGGCUGACUGUUUCUUAAUUAUAUAUCAUUACAUACAGGUGGGUCAUAAAUGACAGGUGCGUUUAAGUUCCUAAUUUCAUGCCUGACACCGCAAUAAUGAAUAGUACAUUUAGCUUCUGGUUUCUACAGAACAGUUUCUGUAUGAAAAAAAAUAAUAAUAAUUGUGAUGGUGGCCUUUGCUGUGUAAUUUCCUUCACCUCUUUUGUUAGUUUAAUAGGAGUGGGGGGAAGGUUUAACACGGUUAAUCCACACGCAGAUAUUUUUUUUUUAAAUAAGUGAGUUGUUCAUCCAGUGAAAACGCUGACUGUGUUCGUGGCGUCCAGCAGAGGGAGCCAGAGAGCAACAGAGCGAUGACUUAAAGUAAAGUUCUGUUCUGUGUGUUUAAUUAGUACAGUAAAGUUUAUCUCCAACUCAGCUGCUCUCUUUCUCUUCUAAAUCAUGUUAAUAUGAGAAAAAUAAAAAGCUCUGCACCAGUGUAAAGUUUGUGAACUGUUUUUUUUGUUCUUUUGGUAGAGAUGAUCAGUUAUUUCUAUUAUUUAAGUUGUGUCUAUUAGCUGCAGGGACAUUUGUUUAGAGGAUAAAUGUUUGUGAUGUUUGAAGAUCAUGUGCUGCUGUACUUAAUUAAACCAGAUUUACUGUCUGACAUUCACUGAUGACUUUUUUGUUUCUUUGGGACACAAAUGAGUUUUU